AUGGAGGGGCUCAGUGCCGCCGCCAGCGUCAUUGCUGUUAUUCAGCUUUCAGACGCUGUCUUUACCCUAUGCCGCGGUUACGUUUUGGCCGUCAAAGAUGCUCGACGAGACAUUGAGCUUUUGUGCAAUGAGGGUGGUGACCAUGCCAGAUUCCGUACCCUCCACAAGCUACCAAGAUCUCCGAACGGGCCGCUGGAGAGCUGUCAGCGCGAACUACAGGCUAUCAACGAUAUUCUGAGCCAAUACCAAGCACCUCCAG
Messenger RNA from Anthostomella pinea, 259 nucleotides. The record is from the annotation of a GenBank genome assembly. Lineage: Eukaryota; Fungi; Ascomycota; Sordariomycetes; Xylariales; Xylariaceae.